Molecule: messenger RNA, 240 nt
Organism: Entrophospora candida
Lineage: Eukaryota; Fungi; Glomeromycota; Glomeromycetes; Entrophosporales; Entrophosporaceae
Source: the annotation of a GenBank genome assembly
AUGAAAUUAUUGAGACGUUCCUUGCCAGGAGUUAAUCAAUAUUUCAAUGAAUUUAAAAACUUCUUCACAGAUAAUGAAGCUGAAGAAGAUUCAAAAAAACGUAUAGAAGUAUUAGAGACUCUAGAAAUGAAUAUAAAUGAAGCCUUGGAAGAAGAAAACCAAGAGCUUAAAGAGCAAACAUUAAAAUGCAAGAUAUGUUUGGUAGAAAACAUUAUGCAUUGUUUUGUGCAUAUAAAGUAA